UCAGAGCAAAGUUCCGAGCUUUUUCCCUUUGUUUGAAAUCUCUCCGGCGACGACUCCGACUCGUUCCAUCAAUCCAUUGACUUGACUUCCAAGCUUCCCUCCCUUCUUCUCUUCUCUCCAUUCCACACUGCACCAUCGCAGUGGAAGACGAAGAAGAAGGCGGAGGAGGAGACUGCCCAGAGGAGAAGCCUUCUUCACUUGAGUUGAGAGAUCACAUGGAGUCUGACGAUCGCCCACCUCCGUUGAAGGGCGUAGUGAUCAUCACUCUCCCGCCACCGGACAACCCUUCUCUGGGCAAGACCAUCACGGCCUUCACUGUCUCCGAUCCCGCCCUCCCCUCGAUUGCCCAUACCCCACAGACCCACAGUCCUGAACCUCGGAAUCAUCUCCCGGUUCACCUGCCGCAUAACCCUGCGAUCAGAUUCUCCCUCCGGAGGCUCCUCCUCGGGAACCCGAGAGCUAUUCUCGGCUUUCUCGGCAUCUCGCUCUUCGCCUUCAUCCUCUACUCCUCUGUCUUCUCGAGUGCCCUUCGGGAAUUGCGGGGUCGCGAGGACGAGGACGGGCCGAGGUCGUUCAUCUUCCCGCUGCUCCCGAAAUCAGGUAAUGGGGCUGUGUCGGGCGGGGACGUGGAGCUCAAGCUCGGGAGGUUUGUGGGGUUUGAAAGCCACCGGAGGAUUGCGGAGGCAAUUGGCGGGGGUUUAACAGAUGCCCGAGGGUCCAAGCUCAAUAAAUUGGCUGCUUCCAAGAACAAUAUGGCUGAUUCUUCUACGGUUUUGCCGGUUCGGGGUAAUGUGUAUCCUGACGGACUGUAUUACACUUAUAUGCUUGUGGGGAGUCCACCAAGACGGUAUCAUGUAGAUAUGGAUACCGGGAGCGACUUAACAUGGAUCCAGUGCGAUGCUCCAUGCACAAGCUGUGGCAAGGGUGCCAACCCUUUGUACAAGCCAAAAAGUAGCAAAAUACUUCCACCAAAGGACUCAUUGUGCAAAGAAGUUCAAAGGACUCAGACGACCGGAUACUGCCCAACAUGCCGGCAGUGUGACUAUGAGAUUGAAUAUGCAGAUCAUAGUUCCUCUAUGGGGGUUCUUGCAAGAGACGAACUUCAUCUAAGAGCUGCAAAUGGAUCGUUGGCCAAGUUGAAUGUUGUUUUCGGGUGUGCCUAUGACCAGCAAGGCCUGCUUCUGAAUACUCUUGCAAAGACAGAUGGCAUACUGGGUCUAAGUAGGUCCCCAGUAAGCUUGCCUUCUCAAUUGGCGAGCCUUGGUGUGAUUAAUAAUGUUGUAGGCCAUUGUCUCACCUCAGAUACCAUCGGAGGGGGCUAUAUGUUCUUGGGUGAUGACUUCGUACCUAACCGGGGCAUGUCAUGGAUACCUAUGCUCAACAGCCCUUCUGUGAACUUCUACCACUCAAACAUUGUGAGAAUGAAAUAUGGGAGCAGCCCCCUCAGUUUUGGUCAGCAGGAUGGAGAAGUUGGUCGGGUAGUCUUUGAUAGUGGGAGUUCUUAUACGUACUUCACUAAGCAAGCGUAUUCCCAUUUGGUUGCCUUGCUCGAAGAAGUCUUGGACUCGGGACUUGUUCAAGAUGCGUCCGAUCAUACAUUGCCCAUUUGCUGGAGAUCUGAGCUCCCUCUGAGGUCAGUGAAAGAUGUUAAGCAUUUCUUCAAGACUAUAACUCUUCAGUUUGGGAGCAGGUGGUGGAUUCUCUCCACAAAACUUCACAUUCCUCCAGAAGGCUAUUUGAUCAUUAGUAACAAAGGCAAUGUGUGCUUGGGUAUCCUUGAUGGCAGUGAAGUGCUCAAUGGAUCCACCACUGUAAUUGGAGAUAUAUCGUUGCGGGGGAAACUGGUUGUGUACAAUAACGUGAACGAGAGAAUCGGUUGGGCGCAUUCAGAUUGUAUCAAGCCCCAGAGGUACAAGACACCGCUCUUCUCCACGUGAUCAGAAUUUUUCUAUUUAGUUCACAUGCAUAUAAAGAUGUAUCUCUCCGCUUUGUGAAUAACCCUUUUCUUCAUCCCACUCUAUCCCCUCUUCUGCUGAAAUCGCAGUAACUUACCAGCUAUAUUACUUUAUCAAACGUAUACCUACCAUGGUUUUUCGUAAUGCGUACACUAUAUUGACUUGCCUGUUGGCAUGUAAUUUUACAUCCUCGUGCCUGGCUGGCUAUAUAUACGAGAACUUUUUGUUGUGAUUA
Messenger RNA from Punica granatum (pomegranate), 2190 nucleotides. The record is from RefSeq and is a predicted model, not a curated record. NCBI's taxonomy places the organism in Eukaryota, Viridiplantae, Streptophyta, Magnoliopsida, Myrtales, Lythraceae.